AUGAAGCGUGGGGUGAUGCUGCUCGUUCUGCUGGCCUGGUGCUCCGUAACAGAAGCAAGGGAAUAUUGGGCAUACGUGCCUGAUCCCCCGAUGCUGCACGUGUCCGUGUGGGAAGGGCGCAACGUCCCGGUUUAUGUUAACAAUACCAAGCUUCUUGGGAGGCCUUCGAAUGGUCACCUCCAGGCGCACAGCCCAGUGCCAUACAAUUUUUCCGCUGUAGGAGAAGGCACUCCUAUCUGUUUUUCCAAGAACGUGAGUGCAACGGGCUGUGUCACCCUCCAGGGGGUCACUUUUAAGGUCAACAGCUCCACUGUCGGAUGGAACAUCAACGUAACGAGCCUCGGGGGCUCAGGAACAGGACUGAAUGCCUCACUCCCUCGAGACAUCUUGCCAUGUGAAAAACCAUCUGAUUUACGAGAGCAUUCAGUACCUUGGGAGCGGUGCUACACCAAUCAAGCUGUUGCCUUCCCGAUCCAGGGCACCAACUCGUCCAUCAUCAGUUGGUCCGUCUUUAAUAAGACCAGUUGGACUCAAGGACUCUAUGAGGGACUCUGGAGCGUGGCUGGCGGUCCAAUCCAGCUACUACUCUGGAAACUGGCUGCCGCCCAGAAUCUGGUCACAGCCGUAAUGACACCCAAGAAUGGGACCGCGAUUAGCUGGACAGUUAAUGUGACUGCCUGUGUGCCAGAGCCUUAUGCCUUGCUGGUGGGGAAGGUGAAUAUUUCCCAUCAAGGUCAGACCUUUAAUGCUACUUGUGUAAAUUGUCUGUUAACCAAUUGUAUUGCUAACAUACCUUGGGGAGAACAGGUGGUUGUUCUUCACCAGCCUGCCUUUGUAAUGGUCCCGGUAAAUCUCUCUGAGCCUUGGUAUAGUGACCAUUCUCUCCAGGUGUGGAGGGAAAUUACCUCAGUCCUCAGCAGACCCCGGAGGUUCAUUGGGUUGCUGAUAGCCGGUGUCACGGCCUUGAUAACCCUCAUUGCCACAGCUGCAGCUGCUACUGUGGCCCUUACUCAAGAGGUACAGACAGCUCAUUUUGUCAAUGACUUAUCCAAAAAUGUUAGCACAGCCUUAGGGACACAAGAGGUAAUUGAUAAAAAGAUUGAGGAGAAGCUCAAUGCUUUGUAUGACAUGGUUAUGUACCUAGGGGAAGAAGUAGAUGGGUUAAAAGUAAGAAACAAGCUACAAUGCCAUGCCAACUAUCAAUGGAUAUGUGUUACACCUCAGCCAUACAAUCGGUCUGCUCAUGGCUGGAAUAAGGUAAAGGCUCACUUAUCAGGAAUCUGGCACAGUGCUAAUGAUUCCAUAGACCUACUAAAAUUACAUGAGGAGAUUUUAGGUCUGCAAAGCUCAGACCCCCUUAAGGUGGAUACAGCGGAUACUGCCAAGGACUUUUUGAACCAGCUUAUGCGCAUGGUCCCUUCCACCUCUGACCUUCAACAUGUGGCCCUUACCGUAGCCCUAGUAGGGGCCGUGGUGGUAGGGCUAGCAUGCCUUUUGCCUUUUUUGGUGCGCAGAGGAAUCAGCGCUUUGACGCUUCUCCAAGCAGGCCUACACGAGGUCAAGCUCAAGGCCGGCCCACAAGGGCCUAUACAUGUUGUAUAG
This is a messenger RNA of Eptesicus fuscus (big brown bat), 1602 nucleotides long. Its product is annotated as endogenous retrovirus group K member 6 Env polyprotein-like. Gene Ontology annotation, molecular function: structural molecule activity. Lineage: Eukaryota; Metazoa; Chordata; Mammalia; Chiroptera; Vespertilionidae. The transcript has a single exon. Bases 1 to 1602 code for a protein of 533 amino acids. The record is from RefSeq and is a predicted model, not a curated record.